Molecule: messenger RNA, 717 nt
Organism: Entrophospora candida
Lineage: Eukaryota; Fungi; Glomeromycota; Glomeromycetes; Entrophosporales; Entrophosporaceae
Source: the annotation of a GenBank genome assembly
AUGUCCGGAAGAAACCAUUCAUACAAUGAUCAAUACACAUAUGAUUCCAAGCUUUAUGCAUCAGUAACACCGGCAACGGAUAAUUCUCUACAGCAACCAAUUCACCAAUCUCACCAAUAUCAACAUUAUAAUAAUAAUAUUGAUAGUAAAUACACAAAUUAUCCAACAUCAACAAAUAAAACCUAUCAACAAAACAGUUAUAAUUAUUCUUCUCCUCCAUCUUUUAACAAUUACUAUUAUCAUCAACCACCUACAGGUCCAGCAUCAACGUCAAAAAUGUCAAUUGCGCCUAAAACAACAGUAGAAGCAUUACCAUCAGUAACAGGUAAUAGUAAUUCUACUGCAUUUAAUAAUAAUAAAUAUUUUUUUUCUCCAAGUAAACUAAGUAAUAGUGUUGGUGGAAUGGGGAAAAAUAAUUUUAAUCAAAAACAUAAUAGUUCAAUGAAAGAUGAAACCAUUGAUUUUAAACAAAAAACAAUAGUUAGAGCAGCAGGAGGAGAAGUUUGGGAGGAUUCUACAUUGUUAGAAUGGGAUUCUAAUGAUUUUAGAUUAUUUUGCGGAGAUCUUGGUAAUGAGUUUAAAGAUGCGGAUGAAUUUGUCAAAGCAUGGAAAGAAAUGAAUGGUAAAUAUGUUGGAAACAGACCAAUUAAAUUGAGAAAAAGUAAUUGGAAAGAUAGAAAUUUUGAUGCCAAAUCAAAGAAACAUCAUCCUUAUUAA